This is a messenger RNA of Folsomia candida, 1557 nucleotides long. RefSeq lists its product as uncharacterized. NCBI's taxonomy places the organism in Eukaryota, Metazoa, Arthropoda, Collembola, Entomobryomorpha, Isotomidae. The coding region runs from base 1 to 1557 and encodes 518 amino acids. The transcript has a single exon. The record is from RefSeq and is a predicted model, not a curated record.
AUGUGGGGCCUUUUUAAUCAGGAAACAGUAAGAGGAGGUGGAGGGACCAGAGCCCGUAAUCAAGAGGAGUUGGAGGAGGAAGAAGACGUCGUUAUUCCUUCGCCACAACGAUUACAAGAUGCGCCGCGCUCACCACCACCACGAACGCCGAGAGUGCAACAAACCCCAUUUAUGCAAAUGAAAAUGAGAAGAAAAGUGUCGAUGGAGUUAUUGAAUGAAGAUAUGGAAAUCGCACGUCAAGAAUUAGACAAAGCACAGCCGGACCAGGCCAUUCUCACUCGGAAGCUACAGACUAUUCAACAGUUGACAGAAGAAGCAGAGCACUACGCGGGUCAAGUUCUCGACCACUACGUAUUACAGAAUUUGGAAGAUAAGUAUCGACAAAGCAGAAAGAAGUGGCGAGAGAUCAAUGAGAGUUUAGUAGAGAUGAUUCUGCGGAUCAAGACUGCGAUUUCAACUCCCAGUCGACCGGAAUCGCCCGUCGGAAGUGCAAAUUCGAGUGGAGGUGAAAGAAGAGUGAAGCUGCCCAAAUGCAAUUUACAGAAGUUCGACGGGAAGAUGAGAAGCUGGCUCGGGUGGUGGGCACACUAUGAGUUAAUUCAUAAGGACCAGUCAUUAUCAAUUCCCGACAAAUUCCGAUACCUCGUCGAGUCCAUGGAAAGUGGAACGGAAGCAGCAGAAAUCGUAGGAAGUUUCCCAAAGACCCCUCAAAAUUACCAGAAAGCCGUCGACAUGUUAACACAGAAGUAUGGAAAGAAGGAGAUGCUGGUUGCAAUGUACAUGACAGAUUUGGCCGAGCUACUAUUCAGUAAGGAGAAGAGUUCGAUUUCGAAAUUCUUCAUGGCUCUCCAAACUCAACUGCAGAAUUUGGAGUCACUUGGUGUGAAGUCGGAAGAGUCGUCGCCAUAUCUACUCCCCAUGAUCGUGAAGAGUUUGCCGAAGGAGACGCUCGCCACGUGGUUUCGUUCUCAUUUCUCAAAGGUGGAGGGGUCAACUCUCGUCCCCCCGAAGUCAAAAUUGGAAUGUUUAUUGGAUUUUUUGAGAGAUGAGAUGGAGAGCGAAUGGAAGAUUGAGAUGACGAGCGGGGAGAAAGAGAAGAAGAAAGUUGGGCAACGACAAUCUCCGAAGAAGUCAGGCCACGAAGAAGAGAUCGCAACUGCAGCAGGGCUCGUGUCAAUUACAAGUCAGAGGUCGAGUCAAUGUAUAUUUUGUGGAAAGAGUCACGCCAGCAAUUUAUGUUAUGCGGCUCAGAAGAUGAGUUAUAAGGAAAAGGAGGGAAGAAUACGUGAGAAGAGAGGGUGCUUCACAUGCUUCAGAUUUGGACAUCGAGCGGCCGCGUGCAAAGCAAAGAUAGAAUGCGGAAUUUGUAGAAGACGUCAUCAUAGUAUCAUGUGCUAUGAGCAUCCUUCAAACAGAAAUAUGGAAGUAAAUAGAGCAAUGAAGGAUGAGAAAAGUCAGGAAGGAUUUGGAGGACUACAAACUGAGACAUCAAGCGCCAUGGCGAGUCAAGAGUGUUCGGGUGCAGUACUCUCAAGAACUUUGUUAGUCAGAUUAUAA